AUGCAUAUAUAGAUCAUUGAAAAGAAUCAGAUUCUAUUACCAGAUAUUAAGCCAGACAUAACUAUUGAGCAGUUAGAAAAUAUAUUGGCUGUAGAAUAAAGCAAAUAAAUAUACACAGUAGUAAUCUAGAAAAUGGAUGGUUAGUCGCAAAUAAUAGUUAAAAUACCAGCUGAUAAACUCACUCUUUCAAAUCUUCGAAGAAGAAUUGAGUAAUAAUUUGGUGGGAAAGAAAGGAUUAAUUGGAAAUAUGUAUGGGGAAGCAAUGCCUUGGUUUUUGACAAUAGAUACCUUCUAGUGAGUAAUAUGAAUUUUGAUUUGAAACUCAUUGGCAUGAAGGAUUAAAGUAUGCUUAGAUUUAAGGGAUUAGUGAGAAGAAGAAACAAAAAUGGGCCUAUUAGGUUAAGAGAAAAUGAAAGAGAUUAAUAUAUAAUUGUUUGA
This is a messenger RNA of Stylonychia lemnae, 438 nucleotides long. The record is from the annotation of a GenBank genome assembly. NCBI's taxonomy places the organism in Eukaryota, Ciliophora, Spirotrichea, Sporadotrichida, Oxytrichidae.